AUAUAAUACGUGUUUAUAACAUAUGAGCGGUUAGGUCAAACUGAAAUAAAAUGCCUUCCGGAAAUAAAGCUUUCUACGUCUUAUCGUUUGGGGUUCUUUUGAAUGUAUCGGCCUAUGCAGGAAUACUUAACUUGCAGAGCAGUAUAAACAUCGAACACAACCUGGGUACCUUGGGUGCAAGCAUUAUGUAUUUAUCUGCCGCUGCUGUAGCUGCGUUCAUUGCCCCUGUGCUGCUAAGAAUCAUCGGCGCCAAGUGGUCGCUUAUAAUUGGUGAAGCAUGUUUUGUUCCCUACAGUCUGAUGAACUUUCACCCAGCUAUAUACACUGUGAUACCAUGUGCGGUCCUUGGUUCUCUUGGUGAAGGUGUAAUGUGGUCAUCAUCAAUAUACUAUGUUACCCAACUUGUAUAUAUGCAUUGGUCAACAACAACCAAAGAAGAGUGCAGUGAAGGGUCGACAUUAGAUGACGAGAGGAACAAAUGGUUUGGAACAUUCUAUGGGAUUUUAAAAUCAUCUUUGAUUUUUGGCAAUUUGGUUUCGUAUGCUGUUCUUUAUGGAGCAAAGAACUUGGGUGUUUCACCUCAUAAUGAAACAUCAUUGUUUCAACACAUUUCACAUUGUGGCAGCAAUUACCAAGCCAAACAGACAAAUUCAAGCUUGUUAAAGUACGUCCCUGCUAGCAGGUUAUCUGUAUAUCUUUUGACUACAUUGUUUACAAUCAUGCAAAUUGGGUCAACAGUUCUUCUCAUACUUUUCCUGCCAAAAAUACGGAUUGAACAAAAAAACUGUGAUUUGAAAACACCUGUAAGGGUUUUGGUAGAAACAGUCAAAGCAACUUUCCACCAAGCCCUCUCCAUAGAUCAGUUAUUGCUCACUCCAAUAUGCUUCUACUUUGGCUUGUUGGUCUCAUAUGCAUUUUCCAAUUUUACAGCAGGAUUUGUGUCCUGCACAAUUGGUGUGCAACAGGUUGGUUUGGUUAUGGCCACUUACGGAUGUUUCAACUGUUUGGCAGCAAUUGGCGUGGGAAAAGUUUCGCACUGGUUUGGUGUUGCGCCGAUUUACAUAAUUGGAUUAUGUUUUGAUUCAUGUAGCAUGGUAACUCAGUUGUUUUGGACACCUACCCCAUCAAACAAGUACUGGGUUUAUGCGUUCGGGUGUUUGCUUGGUGUAUCAGAUGGCAUUUGGCAGACUACAACAACAGCUACGAUUACAUCUGCUUUCGCACACUGUACUGAACUUGCUAUUGGUGUUAUGGAAAUGUGGAUUGCACUGGGCAUGUUUUGUGGCUUUCUGUUGGGUGGGAGGGUUGUCAUAUUCAAGCAGAUAUGCUUAUUAUUAGGACUUCUCUAUGUUGGGUGUGCAGGCUAUGCAAUCUUAGUAUGGAAAAACAAACGAAAAGAAAAACUUAGCAAAACAGAGAUGCAUAAGUUGAUUAAACAUACGGUGCAAUAAACCCUUUAAUUUAAACAACCUUGUUUCUAUUUUGCUUUUACUAAAGUGAGAAUAUAAACUUUACUUUUUUAUAAUACAAAACCUUUUAAACAAAGAAAACAAACUUGUAAUAACUGUAAAAAUGCCAUUUGAUAAGAAUUGAUUAGGAAAGACUUUAAUGCAAUAAAUGUGUAACCCAA
This is a messenger RNA of Ciona intestinalis (vase tunicate), 1630 nucleotides long. RefSeq names its product UNC93-like protein. NCBI's taxonomy places the organism in Eukaryota, Metazoa, Chordata, Ascidiacea, Phlebobranchia, Cionidae. The record is from RefSeq and is a predicted model, not a curated record.